AUAAAUAUUUGAUGAGAAGUUGGUUGAAAUGAACGCGUUUGGUUCUCAUGGCAAAUUAUUACACAAUUUGGUGUAAAUGGUUAUAAAUGAUGAAAUUUACGAUUAACAUUUUUUUUCUUUAGAAGAAAGAUCAGUAUAUUUAAUCGAACAGUAAAAGAAAGACGGAACAAGAGAAUUUGUCCAUGUCUUCGAAUCUCACAGUAAAAUUUUGGUGCUCGCAGAAAGAUGACACGUAUUUCUCAAUACUGUAAUCUCAAUAAAAUCCUACUGCUUGCUAUUGGAUUAUGGCCUUAUAAACAAUCUAAAUUAACUCGAUUUCACUGCAUUCUUUUUCGUGUUAUUUUGUUAACAGGUAUUAUAUUUCAGGUGACACCGUUGAUAACGUUAAAAUGUACUUCAGAACUCGUUAUCAAAGUGCUGUCUUCGGUAUCUUUCUGUACAAUGUUUGUAAUUCAAUAUCAUUCAUACUAUCUUAAUAUUGAAGUUGUAAAAAAUUUACUAACACAGCUUGAACAUGUACAUAAUAAGUUAAAGGAUAAAAACGAAAUUGCUAUUGUAUACGAAUAUAGUUGCAUUGGCAAACGCUACACAAUUGCACUUACGGCAUUUGGUAUUUGCGGACUAUUUAUUCUUACUAUAACUCAAAUCUGGUUAAAUGCAAUUAAUACUAAUUUAACAAUAAUGAAUAUAUCUGAACCACGUUAUUUCUUUGUUAUGGAAUACUUUAUUGAUCAAAAAAAAUAUUUUUAUUUAAUUCUACUGCACACUUGCGCAGUAUUAUACAUCGGGGCAACUGUAAUGUUAGCAAUAGGCACACUACUUAUUACAUAUAUUGAGCAUACCUGCGGAAUGUUUAGAAUUGCUAGUUACCGCAUCGAGCAUUCAGUUAACCUGGACAUUCUACGACAUACUGUGCAAAAAUGUAAGAGUUUGAUGACCGAAGGCAUAAUUUGUGCUGUGCACAUUCACCGGCAAGCUUUAAAAUUGUCUAAACGUAUAUUGUCCACGUUUGAAGCAAUGAUAUCUUGUUUCACGGGAUGUGUAGUAAUUUGCUUUAGCCUCAACUUGUUUCAACUUUUUCAAAUAACAUCAUUUAAACAUAAUUUGAACGAAUUUGUACUGCAUUCCACGCAUCUUGCUGUAUUUUAUGCAUCUGUAAGCAUAUUAUACAUGUUUAUAGCCAACUAUGUUGGACAGAAUGUAAUCGACCACAAUAAUCACGUAUACUUUACUGCGUAUAACGUUCAGUGGUAUGGAACUCCUUUACAUAUUCAGAGAAUGAUAUUAUUCUUGUUGCAAAGAGGAACCCUACAUUAUUCUUUAAAUAUUGGUGGAUUAUUUGAUGCGUCCAUAGAAGGUUUUGCCACGCUAAUAAAAGCUUCGGUGUCUUAUUUUACUCUCAUGAAUUCUGUACGGUGACAACAUUAAAAUUAAUUUAUCAGUGUCAUUAAGACAAAUUAAUGAAAAAAUUGUAGUAUUCAAGCUUAGAAAAUAAAUAUAUUUUUUGAAUGUACAUUA
This is a messenger RNA of Solenopsis invicta (red fire ant), 1518 nucleotides long. RefSeq lists its product as uncharacterized. The transcript is spliced from 9 exons. The record is from RefSeq and is a predicted model, not a curated record. Lineage: Eukaryota; Metazoa; Arthropoda; Insecta; Hymenoptera; Formicidae. Gene Ontology annotation, cellular component: plasma membrane. Gene Ontology annotation, biological process: sensory perception of smell; detection of chemical stimulus involved in sensory perception of smell. Bases 226 to 1419 code for a protein of 397 amino acids. Gene Ontology annotation, molecular function: odorant binding; olfactory receptor activity.